CUGGAACUAAGGUAGUCUAGUGCGCUGGCUAGAUUUCCGAACGAGAGGAUUUGAGAGGUGUUCCAAAACGUUACCAAUAUCCGUUUUGGUUUCCCUGGAUUAUCGCUGGAAAGCAAGUAUCCACUCUUUGAUUAAAACCAAAUUAAACCCAUAAUUCAGCCACAUGUCAGAAUCCGGCCACAGCCAACCUGGCAUGUAUGGACAGGGAAGGAGGAGGCGGCGCCGCCGAGACAGGGACAUGGGUCCUCCAGGGCAGAACCUCUCUGGUCCCAGUCGCGAUCGAGAGUAUGUCCCCAGGGAACGCCGGGACGUCAGCGAGGAUCCAAUUGGGCCACUCCUUCAGAAAACGCCCAUCAUACUGGUUAAACCACCUGGUGAACGGUCCAAACAUUCCCAGAGCGUACCUGUCAGUGGGGUACCAGCCCUGGAGAAACCCAUCAUGCUCAUCAAGACCAGGGAGGACGGAGGUAAACCAGGGACCCCUCCUGAGGUGGCGUCUCCAACAUCUGGCCCGGGGGCCUCUAAGCUGGAGAGGGAGGGCCAACGCCCUACACAACCUGUCUACCAGAUCCAGAACCGAGGCAUGGGAGCAGCUACCUCAAGUGGUGCUGUGGACCCUGUGAUUGGCCAGACCAAGCUCCUGCCCCCUGAGAAGAUGAAACACAGUAUCAAGCUGGUGGAUGACCAGAUGAAUUGGUGUGACAGUGCCAUGGAGUACCUCAGGGACCAGACAGACAUGUUGGUGGUGGGAGUCGUUGGUCUGCAGGGAACUGGGAAAUCCACCAUCAUGUCUCUCCUGUCUGCCAACACACCUGAAGAAGACCAGAGGGGCUAUGUAUUCAGGGCUCAGACUCAAGAAAUCAAGGAAAGAGGAGGGAACCAAAGCACUGGUAUUGACUUCUACAUCACCCAGGAAAGAGUGAUCUUCUUGGACACACAGCCCAUUCUCAGCCCCUCCAUUUUGGAUCACCUCAUCAACAACGACCGCAAACUUCCUCCAGAGUACAACCUCCCCCACACUUACGUGGAGAUGCAGUCUCUUCAGAUCACUGCCUUCCUGUUCACAGUGUGUCACGUGGUCAUUGUGAUUCAAGACUGGUUCACUGACGUCAACCUGUACAGAUUCCUCCAGACUGCAGAGAUGCUGAAACCCUCCACGCCCUCAGCUAGCCAUGACAGCACCAGCUCUUCGGGCGGCGAUGAGGGAUCAGAGUACUACCCACACAUAGUGUUCCUGCAGAACAAAGCUAGUAGGGAUGAGUUCUGUCCUAGAAACCUGAAGAAGAUGCACAUGGCAGUGGACAAGCUGAUGGCCCACUCCCAUCUAAAAUACAAAGGCAUUUUGUCCAUGCUGGACUGUAAUAUUUUUCCUGGAUUGUGCCGGGACUUCCUGGAAACGGAGGUCAAUAUGUUCCUGUUGCCCUUAAUGGAGAAUGAGGGAGAAGACUCUCUAACCAAAGCAGGGUCCGGUGCCACCCCUCUCUUCUCCCUUCUCCCAGGGUACAGAGGACACCCUAGCUUCUCCUCUCAGGUCUCCAAGCUCCGCUGCCAAAUACUGGCCAUGUCUCGCUGUCAGCUGUCACACACCAUCCUGACUGAGAAGAACUGGUUUCACUAUGCGGCUCGUAUCUGGGAUGGGGUUAAGAAGUCCACAGCCCUGUCUGAAUACAGCCGCCUACAGUCUUAGCAGCACUGUCAACGUGUUGUGGUUAAUACACUGGAGGAAAUGGACUUCCCUUUCCUACAAGAGGAGAGGGCUUGGUCUGGACAUGGACAGUCCCAGUAAUAGUUGGGCUCAGAGGUUCAGUGUUUGGCGAUCUGAGGCCCUUGUUGUUCAGGUGAGGUACCUACCGAUUGGGAACCUAUGGAGCUAAAGCGGGUUGUGCAGUUCAACUUCGGUGGCAUUCGCUUUGAAACAAAGGAGCAUAAGGGACAGCUGGUCACAUUGAUACCUCAGUGACGGGGGAAAAGAGACUUGCAUUCGGCCAAGAUGCAAAUGAUCCAACUGAUAUUUCAAGGUGUAAAUACUGCUGGGUUUAAUUAUUUUCAACAUGUGAUUUUCAAAAGUAAUUGUCAUCUGUUCAUCUGAUUGUAAGUCUAUGUUAAAAUGGAGUUGAGAUUCUGCAUGGACACCUAUUCAUUUCAGUUAUUAACUGGACCAAAAGAGUUACAAGAAUAACCACAACUGUACCAUAUCAGAUCAAUAUUAGGCGAGCCAUAGAAACUAUGAUUAUUUUCCAAUGCAGAAGCAGAAAGUGUGUGUUUGUGUGUGUGUGUGUGUGUGUGUGUGUGUGAGAGAUGUUUAGAUGGUGACACAAUACUUCAAAACAGAAUAAUUAAUAACAUUAAGUAAUAAAUAAUAUACAGUGGAUUGCGUAAGUAUUCUAACCCCCUUUGGACUUUAAAUUAUUUUUUGCAUUAAAAUGUGAUUGAAAUUA
Molecule: messenger RNA, 2438 nt
Organism: Esox lucius (northern pike)
Lineage: Eukaryota; Metazoa; Chordata; Actinopteri; Esociformes; Esocidae
Gene: smg9
Product: SMG9 nonsense mediated mRNA decay factor
Exons: 14
Coding region: 164-1687 (507 amino acids)
Biological process (GO): nuclear-transcribed mRNA catabolic process, nonsense-mediated decay
Source: RefSeq, a predicted model, not a curated record